GCUCCUGUCCUCGCGAAAUCGGAAGAGGUGAGAAAACGCCAUGAAGAGCCGAGGCCGCGGCCGCGCGAAGCCUUCCUUCGCCCCUCCCCCCCCGCCGCCGGGCCUCCGCCAGUUCGGCGGCGCCGGCGCCGGGGGCCGCGACUCCGACGCCAGCUUCGCCAGCAGCCGCCCCUCCUCCGUCGGCGUCGGCCGCUCCUCGGCAGCCGCCGACCUCGUCAACGACCGCUCCUACCGGCAGUCCGCCGGCCGCGCCGUCAUCUGCUACCUCUCCUCUCACGUCUUCCGUCCUCAUCUAAAGGACAUCACCGCCAUCUUCAACUUCGUCAUCUCUCAGCUCGACUACCCGAACCCUAAGAUGGAGGACGACCUCCCCGUCCUCCUCCGGUCGCUCAACUGCCCGUUCAAGGUCAACAAGUCGGCCCUCCGCACGCCGGCCACCCCCCACGCCUGGCCGACCUUCGUCGCCGUCUUGCACUGGCUGGUGCAGAUCGCGUCGUACAACGAGCACUUGGCCUCUAAGUCUCGCUCGUUUGGGGAUAACAACACCAUGGACGAGUAUGCGCUCCAGAGCUACCUGCAUUUCAUCGGCGGAGACGACGACUCCGUCGAUGCGCUGGAUAGGGAGUUUGUUGAGAAGUUGGAGGAGGAGAGGAAUAACCUCGCCGAGAACGUGAAGCGCUUGGAGAAGAACGCCGCGGAAGUCGAGGCGAGGGUCGAGAAGCUGAGGACGGGGCCGUCGGAGCGGGAGCUGCGCGAGCAGGAGAAGAGCGUGCUCGAGGGAGACGUGAAGAAGUUCAAUACGAUCAUAGGGGAGUUCACGGCGAGGAACUCGGCGCUGGAGAAGGAAUUGGAAGAGAAGGAGAAGGAGCUGAGGGCCAAGGACGAGGAGAAGGGGAGGAUCUGCGAGGAGAACGAGGAAUUGAAGAAGACGAUCCAGCUGCAGAGGUUUAAUUCGAGGGACGCGGAGAGGAUGAAGAAGGAGCUGCAGGCGGUGGAGGGGGAGAUCGCCGAUGCUGAAAUCGAGAGGAACAAGUACGAGGAGAGGUGCUGGGAUCUUGACCGGACCCUCGCGCUCAAAUUCAAGGAGCUCGAGGAACUUGCCAAGGAAUGCAACAAGGCUGUCCGGAAGUUAAAGCUUGGUUCAGAUUACCAGUAUAUGUUGAAUGCAAAAGGGUCUACACCUGCGGAGGUGAUGGGCAUUGACUACAAGUCGACACUGAAGCCGGCACUCGACAUGCAUGCCGAUGACAUAAACAAAAGCUCGGUGGAGAAACUUGAAGAGUUAAUCAUCCUUCAGCAGCAGUCCAAAGAAACUGCUGCUAGAAUCGAGGAGAAGAGAAACCGUGUUUUGCAACUUCAUUCACGUGUUGAUGAACUUGAAGGUCAAAUGAAUCUACUGAAGCAAGAAAUGCAAGACUACAUUCACAGAUGUGCACUGGAGGUGCAAAGGAUGGUGGAGGAUGUUGAAGUAGAAGCUCAUAACUUGAACAUCGUGGAAAGAGAAGCUGCAGAGGUCUUGAAGACAUCUAAAAUAAAGCAGCAGGAAGCCAUCAAAGAAAGCGAAGAAGAAAUCCAGAGGUGCGCUUUCGAGCUCUUUUCACUGGUCGAUAUGGUCUCAAAGCACAAAGAGUAUAUGGAAUGCAAAAUCUCGGAGAUGAAGACCAAUCUCUCGGAGACUGCUAAUUCUAUCUCGGCGGACUACAGAGCCUCCUUGCCUGCACAAAUGAGUUCGGUGAUUGAAGCAUGCGAAUCAUCAAAAACAGAAAGCUAUACGACACCAUCGUAAAUCCUCGUUUUCUCGGUCUUUUUUGUUUUCUGAUCAAGCAACUGCCGUUUCAUUGCUUGCUUCUCAACCGACUGGUCUCUCUGCGACUUGGGUACACAAUUGCCUCAUUAUGUAUAUGCCUUAUUGUACUUAAACAAGCAGAUGUGUCUUCUAGUCUUGCGAAAAUGAAAUUGUCAAUCCAGUCAAAACUUUGCAGGGUUGUUUUUAUUGCAA
Messenger RNA from Syzygium oleosum, 1999 nucleotides. Its product is annotated as kinetochore protein NDC80 homolog. Gene Ontology annotation, cellular component: Ndc80 complex. NCBI's taxonomy places the organism in Eukaryota, Viridiplantae, Streptophyta, Magnoliopsida, Myrtales, Myrtaceae. The record is from RefSeq and is a predicted model, not a curated record. Gene Ontology annotation, biological process: attachment of mitotic spindle microtubules to kinetochore.